CCUCCUCCUCCUCCUCCUCCUCCGCCUCCUCCCGUCCGCGGCAGCCGCGGCCGGCCGCACCGAGGAGGACGACAGGGGCCCGCGCAGCCCGCCACGGAGCCGGCCGCAAGCGUGUGUCCGCCGCUGGGCGCUCGUGUCUCGCGUCUCGCUGAUGCUGCCGAGCCUGACGGUAGCCGAAGGGGACGCUUGCGAGCUGGCUGACGUCGCAUGUCUGGGUCGUCAUUGUCGGCACCGCCGCUUUGGGCCUGGUCGGCCGCCGACGCCGCGUCGUCAAGGACGUGGGCUCUUCUGGCGGGUCUGGGCUGACUGGCGGAGGCAGUGCGUUAUCCUGGCGGAGGGCACUCUGGCUCCUAAUGCUGGUCAUGCUGCUCCUACAGCCCGGAACAUCGCAGGCCUUACACUGUCACGGCGACAUCCAGGCUGGCGAGGAGCGGCAUGAGGCGCUGUCGGUCGAUUCCGCGGUGGACGUCAAGUUGUCGACGUCGAGCGCUAUGACAGCGGCAGCACAGGACAAGACCCCCUGCGACCCGGCGGAGAUGCCGAAGUGGGCGAAGGACGCGUGCGACAAGAGCAAAACGUUGUGGUGCGGGCGGAGGUGCGCGCGGGCGCUGGCCGCGGGACCGCCGCCCGGGGCUGUCCCGACAGAGGCCCCGCCCGUGCUCGCGAGGCCGGCGCAGGACUUUGAGGCUGGAGGGCGUGGCCUGGGAAGCGCCGCCCUCUGUCGGAUCGGCAGGACCCUGCCCAGCAUCACGGCGCCGGCGUCGGACCCCGCGAAGGAGGUCCACCCCCCCUGGUUGCCAGCGAGCGGUGCCCCCCGCGCCGAGCGGGCGGCGCCCCCGC
Molecule: messenger RNA, 840 nt
Organism: Prorocentrum cordatum
Lineage: Eukaryota; Dinophyceae; Prorocentrales; Prorocentraceae
Source: the annotation of a GenBank genome assembly